AUGCAAUCAACACUGCUUUGGGGCCUUCUUGCCUCGUCGCCUCUCCUGGCUGACGCCCUUGGUCGCUCGACUACAAAAACAGCCACCAAGACUGUUUUCCUUCCUCCCCGUCAGACUGGUACGGUUAAAAACAUCUACGCGUCCAUCAUCACUGAGGAGGAAUCCAAGACUGAAUACCUCCUCGCCUGUCAAACCAACUUUAAGUCGCCAUACACGUGCGGAGGCGAAUUCACCGGCAUCACUGUCACAUACGAAAAGUCCAUGGUGGACAUCUCAUUCAACACGACCACUUACGACUGUGAAUUGGGAACUGCGGCUGUCUGCGCGACAAAGACGCAAUCAUCGGGUGACGCAGCGACCACAACACUGGCUCCCAGCGAGAGCUCCGCUUGGAUGACGCCUAUUACCGUUCUCGAAGUCCAGAAGAAAAAGACAAUUAAGAAGAAGAAGACGACCGCUACUGCUGCGCCAACGGCGGGAUCUAGCUCCAAGCUCUGCAAGCGCAAGGUCCACCACGGCAGCUCUGGGGGAGAUUCGAGCUCGGGUUCUAGCGGAAGCAGUGGCUCCAGCGGCAGUUCUGGCAGCAGCUCUAGCGAUUCGGAUUCAAGCGACGGCACGAGCUCCGGCACCAAGACGGGCAGUGGUUCCAGUACCAGCGACGACGAUGAUACCACCACCAGCCAGAGCAGCAAGAGCAAGAGCAAGAACAACGAUGACGACUGCUCGGGUGCCUCUAGGCUUACUGGGACCUGGGGUUUCUUGGGUCUGGCGUUGAGUGGCUACAUUGUUGCCAACUUGUAG
Molecule: messenger RNA, 801 nt
Organism: Fusarium vanettenii 77-13-4
Lineage: Eukaryota; Fungi; Ascomycota; Sordariomycetes; Hypocreales; Nectriaceae
Exons: 1
Coding region: 1-801 (266 amino acids)
Source: RefSeq, a predicted model, not a curated record